UGGGCUGUCUGAGACGAAGCCUCACGGGUCAACUUUAUCGCGAUAACACUGCAAAGCGAGCGAAGGAGGCCAGAGUCGCAUUGGGCGGCAUCAAAGGAGACAAUGGGCUCAUCAACCGCUAGGCUGCUUGCAGUCGAAGGCUUAGCUCCUGUGUUUGCUUGGCCGACGAAAAUCCCCUCCGUUGUGCCCGAGAGGCUGACAGGACAGCUUCACGGUGGAGUUUGCCUGGAAGCCAAGACGAGCGCUGGGCGGGUGGGUUCCUGUCGCUGUACGAAGCCUCGCGCAGUAAACGCUCAAGCACGGCGUCGACGAGGUCUCGGAAUCAGAACCACGGCGCACGUCAGAAAAGAGGAAGAAUUAAAAAUAGGUUUAAGACAGACGCAGCACAAACGAGGAACCCGUUCGACGCCAGUCAGCCGUUGUGCGGGAGACGGAGCUUCGAUCAAGCCUCAAAAAAGAGGAGGCUUACGCCCAUGCGUACGCUGAGGUCACUUCACUUUGGCUGUAGGUGCGUGCGUGUGCUGGAAAUUAGGUGCUAAUAAGCCCAAAGAGGCGCUGGCGGGGCUACGGA
Messenger RNA from Trichoderma asperellum CBS 433.97, 571 nucleotides. The record is from RefSeq and is a predicted model, not a curated record. NCBI's taxonomy places the organism in Eukaryota, Fungi, Ascomycota, Sordariomycetes, Hypocreales, Hypocreaceae.